Cladocopium goreaui is the source of this 5850-nucleotide messenger RNA. Lineage: Eukaryota; Dinophyceae; Suessiales; Symbiodiniaceae. The record is from the annotation of a GenBank genome assembly.
AUGAGUGACCGGCAGGUUGAAGAGCUCACGUUGAAGAUCGGUGAGCUUGAGAUCUCGGUGAGACGUCGAAGCAACACCUCUUCCGAGGAGGACGCAACCAGCUCUUCCCUUGCUGGCCCUCGGGCCGCUGCCGCAGUUUCUGUUGCAGCCGAAGAGCGGCGCGAGGCCUCUCCUACAGUCUCCAGUGUUUGGAGCGUUGUUGAAGGGCCGCGAGCCUGGUCCCCGGAGUGGAAAAGGGCUUUGCUAGAGGCCGCUACUGCGUCUGAGAUUUUGGCGGUGGACCUUCAGUGUGUGGAGCACCUCCAACGACACCUUUCAGCUGAGGUCACUGGGUGGACUCCGCUUGCCAGGCUGGGACGAGCGCUGCGUGCCGGUCUAGCGGCUCGAAACAAACUGGACGAGGCGGGCACCUUUGAGCGCUCUCCCGACAUUGGUUUGAGCAACAGGAUCUACGUGGUUUUGAGGGGUGCUCCGGGCUCGGAGCCUUGUAUUUGCCAUAGUGCCCGGGCCUACUAUCAGACGGUCCGGCUGCCUGGGGCCAAUCAACUCCACGCCAGAAGCAGAAGCCUACGUGUUGGGAGCUCGGGCGCUAUGGCCGCCGGAGCGGGAGGAUUAGCCCAGGCCGAUGUGGAGGCCCGUGUAGCAGAAGCACGGGCAAAAGGGCUGAUCCCAGCCCUGCAGUUUUCCAUCAUAGCAGAAGAUGGCACAGUUUGGUGGAUAGCUCAGACUUGUGUUGUCCGGUACAGAGCCGGUGGAUUCAUGCUCUUGGUGCCCGGAGAGUCCGAGGUAGUGGAUGUCUUCGUGGUGGCUGGACCUUUCGCCUCCUACGCUCAUCACCCGACGACAGUUCAGGUGGAGACCGCUCGGAGUCGGGCCUUAAGGUCAGUGGUUGCCGUUUUGGUCGACUGCCCCUGGGCGGCUUUGCAGGUUUUCGAAAAGAUGCCCAAUCCACAUGGCGAGGCCACCGUGGCAAUGGUGAAGUUUACUCACACUGGGGUGACAUGCCGCCUUUCAAGAGAAGGAGGGCUGUUUGCAGCCGCUGCCUCGAUUGCUUGGCAAGUGGUCGAAGAAGCUGCAGACGAGGAUGUCUCCUGCGAGGUGGCUUUUGCAGCGGGCGACGCAGUGGACGUGGGAGAAGGGCUGGGGCGAGUGCAUUUGGCGGAGCAGCUUCAAGCGCACAUUCAGGACCGGGAGUUGCAGCUGGCCUCCUUGGCUCAGCAUCAGACCAGUCCCGCGCCAGCCAAACCAUUGCAGCGGGCUCAGGAGCUGCCGAGGGCUGUUUCCAAAGCUCCGGGAGUUCCUGCGCACACUAUGGAAAGAUUGCCAAGUUUGGCGGGCGCGGGUCCUAUGCGUCUAGGUGGACAAGAGAAGAGAGAUCAGGGCUUGGAGCUCACACUAAGCGGGGCCAAUGUCUUCGAAACCUUUCAGCAAGAGCAGGAGCUGGAAGCGGGGGACGGAGACGAAGUCGCCCAGCUGACUGUGACGCCGACCGCGUUGGAAGCAGGCAAGCCGAGUUCGUCCUGGCUGCUGACAGGGCUGUCGGAGCCCAAUUUCCUUCAAGUGCAAUUGACUCGAGCUCACAGCUAUGUCAAGCCGUUCAGCCGGUUAUGCAAACCGUCCUGGAUUGCAACCAAUGUGGGGCACCUGCGAGACCUGGACUUCUUGGACAGCAAGAUUCAUACCACCGAGGAAGCCCUGGCCGAAGAAGAGAACCAAAGGAAAGGAAAGCGGCGGCGGCCCCGCCGAAGAAGCUGCAGCAAACUGACGGGUGCAGCUGGUGGGAGUGAGAAGUACGGCAUUGCUUCCCGGCCUCACCCUUUGCCGGCCUGUUCUACCUCUGCACGGGGGGCUUCUGGCUCCACUGUGAAUUCCGGUCGGGGGUUGGAGUGCCAUAGAAGCUCUUCCCGCGCCUGUGCCAGAUGCUCCUCCCAGCUGCACCCCGAGCCCCCCAGAAAGCCGGGCGCCCGACAGCAGCAAACUCGCUGCCAGCUUCCCGAUGCCAAAGUUGCGGGAAAGAGGGUGCCCUCAGAAAUUAGGUGCAUUGAAAUGAUACGUGCUGUGCUGCGAAUCGCUGGAGCCUCCUAUACAGGCUUUGGUGAGUUUUGUCGCAGAAGUCUACAGCCUGCCCGUCACCAAGACAGUCCCUGUGUGGGGGCUGAACUAUGGCCUUGUCCUCCUCCUAGAUGGCAUUGGACGGCCGGCCAGAAGCUGUCGCCGAAGAGACGGAGGCGCAGAAGAAUGCUGGAGACCAGAGCUCAGUGUUUGCAACACGUGGUAGUGAGCCUGAACUGGUUGAGCUUGGGUUGCCCUAUCUCUCCUCCUCCUGCAGCUUGCGUUGGUAGCCCCCUCUCUGACGGCCAGCACGACAUGCUCGAGCGUUUGGAAGGCCUGAUUCACCAUUUUUUGAAGGCCCCGGACGUCGACUUCGGCGAGCUUGGCCGUGCGGCAGAAAAGCUGGCUAAUUUGUGCAAAGCGUCCUUCGAUCUGAGUGCAGUUUCCGAACUUGAUCAUCAGGACCUUCAAAGUUUUUUAGAUGUUGUUUCAAUCAAGGUUGACCCCUACGGCCCCAAGCAUGGUAACCCUGCUACUGGAAGUUGUGGACGUAGCUGCAGCUCGGAGCCUAAGGGCGAUACAGUUUCUGGCCCAGAUGCUGAGCCUUGGCAACCUGAGACCUUGCCAACUCGCGUUCCUUUGGCCAACACAGUGUCCAAAGAGGUGUUUGCUGAUCGUAUUAAAUGGAAGUUGGGACCUUCCUUUGACCCCCUACCUUUUUUGUCUGACCCUGUUGUUCACAGUGCCUUUCAAAAACCAGAUGUGCUGCGGACACCUGAGAGCGAUUGGCCACGGAUGGCAAGGGCUCAGGUGCAUUGCAAGCGAUCAGAGCUUUUGCAAUUGGCGCAGAAAUGGGAUGAUUUGGGGGCAUGCCGGUUGGUUACAUGUGACAGUGUGCGGCGGGACGAAGCCGUUGGUAUUUUUGCAGUUAGCAAGGAUCAGCAGUAUGACCGUUUGAUUGUGAACCCCACCGGUAUCAACAGUCGGCAGCUCUCUUAUACCAACUUCACCAAGACCUUGGCUCCCGGGGCCUUGAUUUGUCUGCUACGGCUGGAAGAUCAUGAGAACCUGGUUAUCUCUUCAGAUGAUUUGUGUGAGUUUUACUACACUUUCAAAGUUUCUGAAGAUAGGGCUGCUCGUAAUGCUAUUGGGAUGGUUUUCGACAGUUGUUUGUUGGACCAUGAGCUCAUUGCCUAUCGUCACCCUAUUCCUCGGGGCCCUUUUUAUGAGCUCCUGACUAUAGAUGACCACAUUGGGCUUCAGAAAGUUUCAAACCUAGUUCCACUGGCUGAACAGCCGACCCGGGACAAAGAGGUUUUUGCAAAUUCGGAUAUGGCGUACCAGCAAGUGGGGCUUACUUCUCACCCCGGCAAAAGACAGCGGCAAGUACCUCAAGCCACAGUGUUAGGUGCUGAAGUUGAUGGGAUUGAAGGACGCGUUUCAGCUCCCCGCAGCAGAGUGGCGAUGUUGAUGUUUGUGACCGCCGUCGUGGUUCAAAGGCAACACACAACGCGGCGCAUCCUGCAGAGCAUUAUUGGCACCUGGGUUCAUGUCCUUUUAUUUAGGAGAGCGGGUUUUUCGGUUUUGGAAACAGUUUUCCACGAAGGGGUUGACAGGCACAUGGAUGAGGUUUUCAAGUUAUCUCGGCAAAGCAUCAAUGAGCUGAUCAACCUCAUGAUUCUGGGACCAAUUUUUCAAACUGAUUUACGAGCAAAGAUCUGUCCGGAAGUCUUCAUGAUGGAUGCGUCGCCCAGCGCCGGUGCUAUCUGCCGCCAUCCUCUGGGUCUCACGGCCGUGGAGGAGAUUUGGAGGCAUACGGAGCAGCGUGGUUAUUACACACAACUUCAAACUGGGGCCAAUCUUGUUUUACAUGAGCUAGGGUUGGACCACAUUGAGACGUUUGGCAGCAGCAACCUCGACCUUGCUGGUUUCAGUUCUGGUGCUGUCUUAAACUUAACUGCUGCAGGUGCUGACGAUGCGGGGCCCGCUGGCUUCGAUUGCAUCGAGCUUUUCGCUGGCCAGGCAAACUGGCAAGGUCAAAGAGUGGCAUGCUGCCCCACCAUGUUGGUCGUUUGGGACGCUCCGGAGGCCGCGCCUCAGAAGCAAAACGGCAUAGCGGAGUUUGAGCACCGCUGCCGUCCAGACUGCCAGACGGUGUAUGGCAAGGUGCCUCGUGUUGGCGAGGCUUUGAGCUCCUUUUCAGCAGCUUACCCCUUGCCUUUGUGUAGGCAGAUGGCUAAGGGCAGCCUUGCCGCGCAUCAGCGUUUUGCGUCUGAUGAAACCUUGCGGGGAAAAAAGGUGAGACUUUUGCAACGGCCGUCUCUGGUCACCCAGUCCGCUGAUCGGAGUGUUUUGCGUGCGUGGUUUGAAGACCCCGACUGGGUUGCUGAUUUGUGUGAGACGCUGCAGUACAAGGAGUUGAUUAGGUACCGCUUCAAGAAAGGGGGCCAUAUCAAUGUUUUGGAAUGCAGAGUUUACAAGUCAUGGCUGAAGCAUUGUGCCAAGCGAUGGGGUAACCACAGGUUGCUGGGGCUGUUAGACAGUCGGGUCACUAUGGGUGCAGCUGCAAAGGGGCGCAGCAGCAGCAAGGCUCUUUCACGAGUGUUGCGCAGCUCUCUGGGCUGCGUACUUGGAGGAGGUCUGUAUCCAGGGUGCUUACAUGUCAGGUCAAGCUGGAAUCGAGCAGAUGGACCAAGCCGUGGGCGGGACAUAGACCCUCCGAGUGCAGAUGUUGCUGAAUGGAUUCGACAUUUACAACGUGGUGAUUUUGCUUUAUUUGAACUGAUGCUGCAGACGUCCAAGUGGACUCGACCUGUCGGUCGCUGGAUUAGGCUUUUGCUGUUACUGUCAGGUGAUGUGGAGAGGAAUCCGGGACCUUUUCAGAAAGUGUACCAGCCUUGUGGCGAACUGGACUUGCUUGGCGGGCUCUCGCGCGCCACCACACAGCAGAUGCAGGCAAGCCUUUCUCGGUUUAAUGAGUGGCUUCAGUCAAAUUUAAGCAAGACAGUUGACCAAGCACGGGAAAGCGCCGCGAUGGCCAAUUUGAGUCUAAGGGCUUAUGGGUGCAUGUUCCUCGCAGCUGGACUCCCUCACCACCAGUUGGGUUACAGCAUCACUGCAGCUCAAAGGUUGCGACUCGAAUUCAGGUAUCUGUUUGGAGGAGCUUGGUUUGUGGGCAGGGCUUGGCAGCUGAAGCAGUCGGGACAGUGUCAUACUGUUCUUUCUGCUCCAAUUGUCCGAGCGCUGAUGUACUUGGGGUUGCCCUGGAGCUGGCAGCAGUUCGUUGGAGUGAUGAGCAUAGACCUUGCUGGUAUGUUGCAUCCUAGUGAAUUCAUACAACUGACAUGGCAAGAUGUGGUUCUUCCGGAGGAUGCAUUACUCAAAGGGCAGGUCAUGUACAUCCAUAUGCGCAACCCUAAGACAGAGCGCUUCGCCCGGCGCCAGCCUGCGAAGAUUGACGACUUGUCGGUGAUCCUUCUCGUCAGGUGCAUCCUUAGCAACCUUCGUUUGCAAGCCAAGUUGUUUGAUGCGAGCAUAGUGGUUUUCAGCAGGCAGUGGAACGUUUUUAUGGAUUUUGUGCACCUCCCUCGGCGUCAGACUAGCCGGGAGGCAACUCCUGGAGGCUUACGCGUCUCUGGUGCGGCUCAGCAGUCUCUUGACACUGAAGAUAUACCUAACAUUGCCGGCGAGGGCGGUGGACAAGAACCAAGACCUCAGAAUUUUAUGUUCAGAAGGUGGCGGCUCAACUCUCUGUCAUCUGCUCUCAUCUUAUGCUUGUGGAUUGGUGCUUGUCCCUGA